Molecule: messenger RNA, 1123 nt
Organism: Armigeres subalbatus
Lineage: Eukaryota; Metazoa; Arthropoda; Insecta; Diptera; Culicidae
Exons: 3
Coding region: 146-754 (202 amino acids)
Molecular function (GO): structural constituent of cuticle
Source: RefSeq, a predicted model, not a curated record
ACUAGUAUAAAAGACAGGAAUUGAUCCUCCUAAGAUCAGUUUGUUCGGUACUCAAUUGGAAGUUUAGUGUUAAGCGACAAAAUCCGUUCCGGUAACACUAAAGUCCAGCAGAAGUGUGUGAAAUAAUAAAUAAAAGAUCGCAAAAAUGUACUCCAAAAUGAUCGCUGUUCUGGCGUUAGCCGCUGUAGCUAUUGCUGCUCCUCAGCACCAAGAAGCUGCCCGAUAUCCCGCUGGCGUAAACCCUAAUGCCUGCCCGUCGUAUCCGAACUGCGACAACGCCGCUCUGCAUAACCAAAACCCAGCGGCCAGCCAUGCCAACAACCACUGGAACCCGAACUGGAACGCCCAGCCGGCUGCCCCAGCCUGGAACGCUCAACCAGCCGCCCCAGCCUGGAAUCCUCAGCCAGCUUGGAACCCACAGCCCGCUACCCACUCGUGGAACCCACAACCUGCGGCUCAUUCCUGGAACCAACAGCCAGCUGCUCCAGCUUGGAAUGCUCAGCCACAUUGGAACUCCUACCCAGCUGUCACUGGCCCAGCUAGCAACCAUUUGGCUGCAGCACCAGCACCAACUGCCGGCGGUGACAAGUACCCAGCUGGAGUGAACCCACACACCUGCCCCAACUAUCCCUUCUGUGAUAACUCUGCCCCUGCUGGAGCCCCACAGGUUGCUCCCCUGCCAGGAUACACCGAGCGCCAGUACCCAGCCGGAGUCUCCCCGCACAGCUGCCCGAACUUCCCAUACUGCAAUUAAGCAACCUGUGAUAAAUGCCAACCUGACCUCAACCAGCAAUCUUACAGACCCUUCGUCAGACUCUUUCCCCCCUCCAAGUAAACUAACGUUCUGCAAUACUUCACGCUUCUUCUGUGCUAUUGAACCCCCUUUCCGAACACUCAGCUAACCAGUCUCAGCGUGGGAUAAUUGGUAAAAUCCUCCACAAAACACUGCCAUGUUUGUUUCGUGUAAAUAUGAUGAGUUUCAUGAAUUGCAAGUUUGUGAUUUGCCAUUUAAGUUGUGCAUGUGUAAUGAUAGAGUUCCUUUUGAGUUACAUUUUUUUGUUUUGUAUGAACCAGACGAUGAAAUAGUUGAAAUUAAAUAUGCGAUUUUGAUAUUUAAACAUAA